Molecule: messenger RNA, 779 nt
Organism: Corythoichthys intestinalis (scribbled pipefish)
Lineage: Eukaryota; Metazoa; Chordata; Actinopteri; Syngnathiformes; Syngnathidae
Gene: cst3
Product: cystatin C (amyloid angiopathy and cerebral hemorrhage)
Exons: 3
Coding region: 89-475 (128 amino acids)
Cellular component (GO): vesicle; cytoplasm
Molecular function (GO): cysteine-type endopeptidase inhibitor activity
Source: RefSeq, a predicted model, not a curated record
CGCUAUGACGCAGUUGUUUAUAACUGGGAAGUAGCAGUGGCAAGUCUGGCGACAAUUCAUCUGGACCCUGAAAGGCAAUCCCCCAACAAUGUUAUUUCGGGUAACUUUGUUUUUACUUGGGAUAGUUUGCGCCGAAGCGGUCGGCGGUCUCCUUGGGGGAUUAGUUGACGUGGACGUGGACCGUGAGGGCGUGGCGAAAACUGCUCUAGAAUACGCCAUAACGCACCAUAAUAGGAUCUCGAACGAUCUGAUGAUCAGCAAUAUGACCGAGUUGGUCAGUGCUCAAAAACAGGUCGUUUCUGGCAUUAAGUACCAUUUUACUGUUAAAAUGGUGAAGACAUCCUGCAGGAAAGGCAGUUCAAUUGCACAGUGUGAAGUUCCAGCCGGGGCGCAAACCUACGAGUGCAACUUCAAAGUGUGGGUCCAGCCGUGGCUGAAUCGAGAGCCGGUGGUGACACAGGAGUGCACCCACUAGGGCAAAACGUCAACGUAGCACGUUACGGUAUUUUGAAACACAUCUUUAGUGUUCUCUGUCAUUUAAUCAGGUCUAUGUACUACUUACCUACGUCAGCUGUAUACAGAGCAAGCAAUAUGGAUUGAUUUUAGUUUAGUAUUUCAGAUUUGAUGUGUUACAAUCAUAUGUUGGCUUGUAAUCAAUCCUUUUAAAUGGAGAAAAAAAAAAAUCAAAUAUUUUAGUAAAACAAACUAUGUAUAUGUAGAUAUGCACUUUUUAGUGUCAUGUAUUCUGACAUGUCAAUAAAGAACUUUUAACAAAUGUA